GCACAUGUUUUAUUUUAAGGUCGCCGUUCAGUGAGGGGGAUCUUGUGGUAGUCAAAAAUAAACAUUUCACCAUUAACGAUAAGUCACCAAACUUUCCCGCAGCUCUCUGUAACUUAGAAACGCGUGAGGACAAAAUAAACACUUUACGCCUUGGAGAUAAUCUUGAAGAAACUUUUCUGCAACUCUUCAACAAGCCCAAAGGGGAAAGUCAAGGUUGGAGCUCCUAUUUCUGUGUGUUCAGUGGGAGGACGUACGGACAGUAUCCAUCCAUCCAUCCUUCAAGAGUCCAGCUCUCUCUUUCCUGGCACCUGCCAACAUGACGCGAAGGUCCUGCACGGUUUAUGUGGUCGGGAUCACCUGCGCCGUCCUGCUCGCGGUUGGGAUUGGCUUGGUUGUGGGGCAGGUGUUCCGCACAUUAAUGCACAAACGCCUGAAAAAGGAGAUCGUGUUGGUCGAGGGGAGCCGCGUGUUUGAGUCAUGGAAAAAACCUCCCCCUCCUGUCUACAUGCAGUAUUUCUUUUUCAAUGUGACCAACGUGAACGAGUUUCUUCAAGGGGCAAAGCCAAAGGUCAAUCAGAUUGGACCCUACACAUACAGGGAGUACAGGUAUAAGGACAACGUGACCAUGGUGGAAAAUGGCAGGAUGGUGGCUGCAUACAACACCAAAAGCUUUGUGUUCCUGAGGGAGAAGUCUGUGGGUGAUCCAGCUGUGGAUAGCAUCACCACUGUCAACAUCCCUGCCUGGGCCGUAAUGAACACGGUGAAAGGCAGCUUCUGGAGGGCCUCCAUGGUGUCGAUCUGGAUGAACUCCAUCGGGAGCGGUCUCUUCACUACACGCACUGUGGAUGAACUGCUUUGGGGCUAUGAAGACCCCCUGCUGGCUCGCGUUGCUGUCAGCAGUCCUGAAGUGGAGAAGGUCUUUGGCCUCAUGUACAAGAAAAAUGGAAGUAAUGACGGUGAAUUUAUCUACCACACUGGAGAGCAGAACUACAUGGAUUAUGGCCGGAUCGAAACAUGGCAAGGCCAAAGGCAGUUAACUUUCUGGAACUCUAACUACAGCAACAGCAUCGUUGGAUCAGAUGGAAGUGCUUUCCAUCCCCUGCUCAACAAGAAUGAACGCAUUUACAUCUUCACUCCAGACCUGUGCAGGACCAUCUACAUGGAGUUUGAGAAGGACGUCGAGGUGAAAGGUAUCCCGGCGUACCGCUUCACGCCACCUCCCUCUGUUCUGGCCAGCAAAGAGGAGAACCCAGACAAUGAGGGUUUCUGCGUGACCCCAAAGGAGUGCCUGGGAACUGGCGUCCUUAAAGUCAGCCCCUGUCGGAAAGGUGCCCCAGUGGUCGCCUCCUUUCCUCAUUUCUACCUGGCAGAUGGUAAAUAUGCUGCUGCCAUUGAAGGAAUGUCACCUGAACGGACACAUCACCAAACAUUUCUGGACCUUAACCCGACCACUGGCGUGAUUGUACGUGCACACAAAAGAGCACAAGUGAAUGUCUUGUUGCAAAGAGUCUCUGGAUUCCCGACCACCAGAACUCUGAAUGAAACAGUAUUUCCUGUCAUGUUCAUCAAUGAGAGUGUUGUGAUUGAUGAUGAGUCUGCAGCGAGAGUAAGGAAGCUGCUGCUGAUUAGCACUAUGGUGUCCAACUUCCCGCUCAUCAUUGUGGGACUGGGUGGUAUCAUGCUCAUAGUCUUGGUCAUCCUCCUGGCCAAGGCACGCAAACAGAAGAAUGAAGUUAAGCGCAUUGUGUUUACCAAGCCUCUUUAUGCUUCCUCUGCUGAAGACGACACCGCUUACUCUCCAGUUAAUGAUAAGGAGAAGGAAGAUCCCCAGAAUGGAACCUACAUUGAUCUGACACCUAAGGCCGAUGUGCAAGCUUGAGGACAAGCAAGGGGCUUUGUGAGGUGGGGUGGGGUGGGUCGUUGAGGGUUCAGGUGAGGGUUCAGAGGAUAUGUUUAGUAUCAGACCUUCUACACUUUAUGUUCUUAGGUUUACUUAUUGAGGGCUACAGUCUAUUCCCAGAAAAACAUGGUCUUGUUUGCUGUUGCUGAUAUAGUUAAAUUGCUGAAAACAGGCUGCAGUUGUCUAAUAAGCAGAGAUGAAGAGUGCGUUCUGCAGCAAGCAUCAAAACUGCCAAAAUUAAAAAGUCAUGCAAAAAUGGGUUUAUUAGUCUUAUCAAAUGCAUUGUAAAUUAAUGUCUUUGCUUCUGUAUUAUUUACCUUUGUACUGUGGCUCCAUCGUAGUGGUGUGAUUAAGGCCUCAGUCACUCUCAGGCCCAGAGACCGGUUGGCGACCCUCUGGCAACCUGCGUUCGCUAGGGGAAAGAUGUGUACCAGUUGGGGAAUGCUCAUGUUUCCUUUCCAUGGUUGCCAGCCAGUGUCUAGGCCUGUGUGACUGUGUCCUAUCACAUUUAGCUGGCACAUGAAAGGAGGCACAAACCCAGCCUCAGGAGGUCACGGGAUAGCGUAUUUCUAGUGCUGUUCUCAAACCAGGAGGGUGGCGCCAGGAAGGGCAUCUGGUCUGAAAUCUAUGCCAAAUCAAAUAUGCGGAUCCACUAUGGCGCCCCCUUUGGGAAUUAAGGGAGCAGCUGACAGUACCUAUAUUAUUUAUGUUUGUGAUAAUCUGCUUUCCCAUUAUCUACUUUUCCAUUGAAUUUAAUCUUUUUUAGCUAAGCUAAGAUUGGCUAAGCAACUCCAUUUUUAAAGCAAUUUCCUGACAUUUCUAUGUCCUUCCUUUUUGCCUAAUAAAGCAGAAAUACUUUAAAAAGAAAGAAGAAAGAAAGGAAAUGAUGAAAUAAAUUGAGAAGUGCAACAGGAGAAUAAAAACUAAGAAAAUUCAGUGGUAACGUAAAUAAAUGGGGGAGGUGAAUUCAGAGGCGAUUUAUGUCACAGUGCCUUCAAUUAUUUUGAUGCAUUUAAUAUAACAAUUCAUUGAAUUAUUUGUUUCUGUAUUUUUUUUUUUUAAUUUUGGCACUUGCAGUCCUCCAUACAUAAUAAUUCUCUAUCAUUAUCUGUGUGGUUAGACUGCUCUGUGUCGCUCUGGACUUUAGAUUUUAGGGAUUGACUACUUUAAGCCGACGCUGAGGUCAUUUGGAGAGUUGUGUGAUGAAAUCCAUAAACUGAGUUUUUAUUGUGGGUGUCAUAUUUCACUCGGGUGGAGGUGGGGGGGUUCUCUUCUUAGAUGCUGUCAAGCUUUAUUAAAGCAGGAGAAAGAAGCACAGCGUAGUGUAAGAAAAAUCAGCUCACUGUUACUAUGCCUCAUUUGAAUUCUAAAUUUAAUGUUACAAAAAAAUUUGUCACAGCUUAUUUUUUGUUCAUGCAUGGCAUGCAGAGAGGGGAUCUCUAACAACACCAGCAUACCUGAGAAAUCUUCAGAGUAUGGCAUUUGUUUGUAUAUACAUACAGUGUAAAAGGUGCUGAACAGCUUACAUUCCUCUCAGCGUAUGAUGGGGAUGCAUAUCAGACAAAACACUGUAUAUUUUGAAUAUUGUAAUUUGUAAAGUAAGGCAUACCUUGCUUUUUUUUUUUUUUUUGUAAAUGUGUCAUUAUAGAAAUGUUUGAAUGACGGACUUUUUAUGUAAGACCUUUAUAAAUGUUUAUAAAGCUCUAAAGCCCUGAGCAUGGCAGAAUUUUGUAGUUGAAACAGUAUUACACCCUGUAUAACUGUUUAUACUAGCUGACACAUUGAAAUGUCUUUUAAAUGCUGUAGUGGUGCCUUGAAAGGAUCAAAUUUACUGGCUUUAUAGUUCCUUUUAAAGAUUCUGUGUUGUGUGAAAAGAAUACCAUGCCAUAUCAACAAAUCUACUCUCAAGUGCUUUUUUUUUUUUUUUUCCAGCUGCCAAACAAAAAUUCAACAUGAAACUCUUCGAUAUUUCUAAUAUCUAACAGCAGGGUCAAACUGCACUUUGAAAACAUUGUGCAGGGUCACAGUUUUUUCACUCAGUGCUGGUGAUGAAAAUGUGUGGUUAUAAUGUGAUCUAGAAAAUGCUGCAGAGUUCCUCCAUUUAAACUGUGAUGAGCACAGCUUUUAUUACAGCUCUUGUAACCUUUUAAUGAAAGAGUUAAAUGCACUGCGAUAAUCUGAAAUCAAUAUAUCAGACGAUAGUGGACAGAUUUUUUUUUUCUUCUUUUGAUUUUAUUAAAUAUGUUUAACACUUAGCUGAAAUGAGGAGAAGUUAUUAAAUUUGAGAAAAUUUGCGCUUAAUGGAAGAGUUAUAAAUUCACAAGGGGAUGAAUGAAUGGAUGAGUUUAAAUUCUGUUGUAAAAACAAAACAAA
Molecule: messenger RNA, 4273 nt
Organism: Archocentrus centrarchus (flier cichlid)
Lineage: Eukaryota; Metazoa; Chordata; Actinopteri; Cichliformes; Cichlidae
Product: lysosome membrane protein 2-like
Exons: 13
Coding region: 317-1879 (520 amino acids)
Biological process (GO): protein targeting to lysosome; receptor-mediated endocytosis
Cellular component (GO): lysosome; membrane; cytoplasm
Molecular function (GO): scavenger receptor activity
Source: RefSeq, a predicted model, not a curated record